GCUCGCCAUCAACUGUCGGCUGCAGAGGAGUCAUCAUGGCAUCACUGGUACUACGAGUUUUAGCCUUAACUCUAGGCCUUUUCUUUGUAUUUGUUGGCACAAUAAAACUUACUCCUUCGGUGAACACGGAGAUCUACAAAGAAAUGCGCAAGACAUUCAUAAGAAAAUCAAAAGUAUUUCCUUUAAUAAAGCAGACUGGGUGGAAGCCAAACCCUCAUACAUAUCGCAAAGCAGUUGGAACAGCUGAAGUUUGUUUUGGUGCAGUUUUGGCAUUUGUACCAGGAGCUCUGAAAGAGGUUUCAAAUGUUUUUUUGUUGGGUAUAAUGCUCAAUGACAUUUAUGCUCAUUAUGCAUUGGAUGAAGGCCUUGAGAAGAUGAGUCCAAGCAUUGUCUUUGCCUUGCUGCUAACCUGUCGCCUGAUAAUUUACUUGCAGACUUUGGCUGCGGAACCUAAAUCAGUUUUUGACAAAAAACAGCGGCUUGACACAUCAGUCAAAAAGGAACAGUGACAUUUGUUUUUGUUGGUCAGAGGUGGAGACAGUCUAGAACUCCCUACAUUAGGUUUACCAUUUAUUUAUAUUUUCUCAGACUAGGAAAAAAAGUCUUUGUUGAAAAUUUCUUAAAAAUGCAGCAUAUUCUGUAAUUACCCUCCUUGUCUUCCUCAGAUUUUACCAGUUUUGUUAUCAUUUUUACCUCACUGUAGACAUACCAUCAUGUGACAUCUGCCUUUUAGAAACUGUGAAUGUGUGCAUGAAUCAACAUUAAGCAUUAUUUUGGCAACUCAAAAAGAUAAAAAAUGUCAAAAUGUUAUUUAUGUGCUAAUGGCUAAAGACAUUUGAGAUCUUUGACCAAACCAACAUUGGGCUGUAUAAGGCAAAGAGAAAAAUUAUGACAAGGUAAGUGGGGAUAUCUUUUUGGCUUUUUUGUUUAGAUUUUCUUGGGUGGAGAUUGGGUUGGAUGUGGGUGAUUUUCUUGUUGAACUUGCAGAUUGAUCAUGGAUAGUAUUCGUUUCUUCCUGCUUGGUUAGAAUGGAGUGCAGAUAAGUAAGCAUUGAUGAGGAAGAUCAAUUUUUUUUCUUUUAAAGGGGUCUUAUUAAUAAACUUUAAACAAAUAAAGGUACUUUUUUUUCUUUUCUUGUAGGGAUAUGAAGGCUAUUGUUGCCCUGUAUCAAACUGAUGAUUUUAUAAUUUGAAGAGAUAUUGUCAGAGAAAGCUUAAAAAGGCAUUUGUUUAAGCAGAGUGGCUGUAUGAAAAUAUCAUCCAAACCAUUGACGGAUAAGUUCAGGGUCUAAUUUCUUUCUCCUUGCUUCUGCCAUCAACUUUAGAAAUGGGAUCCAAGACAUUUCAAGUGAAAGUUGCAUGACAAAGUGAGUACUAACUUAGGCCAGUGGGCUGCAAACAGCAAAAAGUGGAGGACUUCUGGAGAGUUUGAAAUGAAAAUGCAAGGAUGCUUAGAUUUCUCAUUAGUGUUGUUAUAUUUCUGGAGGAUCCAUUUAAGUAUUAAGCUGUUGAUCUCUUUUUUGAAAUUGACUAUUUGUAUGUUGCUAAACAAUUGCAUUUUAUUUUCCAUUGUGUUCUUGGGAAAUAUUUGAUAGUUUUUAUUUUAUGUUGAUUGUAUUGACAUUGUUCAUGACCAUAAAGAUCGACAGCACAAUCACAUCCAGCACUUAAAAACUGUUAUCCUGUGCUUCAAUGGCUUACAAUACACUUUGUAUAUGCGUGUGUGCGUGUCCAUAGGUUUGCACAUUUCCAUGCCUGUUUGCUUGUAAAGCAUUUCUUAAGAUAUCAUGGUCAUCCACCUCAGAAUUUUCAUCCUGACUCUUUCUGUUUUAUCAGUUUUUAUCCAUUGAUGGGAUAGUGGGAGUUUCAUUGACGUCAUUUAACCUGGGAAGCCAUAGAUCAUGUGUAUGGAACAUAUGGCCCGCAGACCGUGUAAGGCUGUGAAAACAUUUGCUCUGGCCUGGCCAAGGUAACCGCGGAUAGGACUUCAAUAUUCAAUAAAUCUAGGAGCUUUUUUCAUAGUGACAUAGUUUUAUAUUAAGUGAAUGUAAAUUUUCAAGGACAAUCAAGUUAUGCAUAUUACAGGAUAGACAGGACACUUACAAGUACAUGACGGAACAGACACCUAUGUCUCUUGUCAGCUGCUUGCCUGUAUUGCGGUGACUCAGAGGACCGUCAGCUCUGGGCAGACUGGGAGUGUACAUGUUGCACAAGUGUUAACACUGUGGCCUACAACUUGACCAAAUAUAGUAACUAAUUUUUAAAUUGAUAAUAUUGUAUGGCCUGUGAAUGAUGUUACAAAUAUCCAAAUGACCCUAGGCAGAAAAAAGGAUCCCCAGCUCUGCUGUAGAGAAUGAUUACAAAGUAGUUGGAAUCUUAAUUUUUCCACUGUUGUUUAUAGUUAAACCUAUACAUUAUUCAUGUUGUAAGUAGUAAAAGAACAAGAAGAUCACUGGUCUUUCAUCUGCAUUUAGGGUGAAGGCUUACUUAAAGCUAGAAUAGCAGAAAGAUUUGUUGUAAAGUUCUUAUAAAUGCUGCAUUCAGUUACCUCUGGAAAUUUACAAUCAAGAUAACUGUAAGCAUACUAGUGAUGUAAUAAGCUAUCCUAUUGUCUGGACAUUAAUUUACAAAUAGAGGUCUUUCACCCACUUUUGAGAUUCAUUUGUAGCAUUUUGAGAGUACUAUCACCUUCCCCUAAAAGAAAUGCUAUACCCUGUAAAAGAUAAAAUUUUGAUGCAUCUUAGUUAUGUGUAGCCUCAUCCUUUCAGAAAAACAAAUUUCAACAACAAAGUAUAAGCGAUUAAAAUGUGUUUUUGUUUUUUAUAGGCAGUAUGCAUUGAAUAGGGUAAAGGACACUGCAUAAGUCCUAGCUUCUAUAUCAGGUUUGGUAAUGCAAGGAAUGGUUGACUAAAGAUUUGUUCUUAAUGAACGUUUGCUUGAUUUUCGUGAAAAAAUGUAAAGCAUUUGGGAUGAAGUUUUGUUGAUAUACACCGAUUGUUAUCACGCCACUGCCAGUGAUUGAAUGUUUUUGUUUCCAUCGUUCUUUGAAGUUUAAGGUGAUGUUGAAUAUUUUUAGUUUGCUUUUUACAGUUACAUUUAGAUGUUUGUAGAUAUCUUAAUGAGCAUGUUGGUUUAUGCUGAGUGUUAGGAACAAGAAUAAUGUGAAGACUGAAAAAGAGAACAAAAAGGGAUGGCUUACGUUUUUCCAAACUGCAAUAUUCUGGUCAAAGAAACAUUGCUUCAAUAAUUGUAUUUUAAACAACGAAAUUAUUUCUUGUUGCUCAUGCAGCUGGGGUCUCUUUCUUUUGUCACUAUUGUCUGAAUUUUUUCCAAGUACCCUUUUGGUUAGAAUCAGACUUACUAUUAUUGUUAAAGAAGUUGUUUUCAAGAUAUGUAAAGAACUGCUCUGAAUGGUAAGCAUUCAGGAUAGAUAAAUGCUCCUCUAAAAUCAGACACGUUUUUUGCCUCGUUCACUGAUGCCUCAGAUGCUGUUUGUAAAGCUGUUCAGCAAAUUGAUGUGCAUAAUAGUCUGAAGUUGUUCCGGACAACGCUUUUUGUUUCCAAGGUGAUGCCUUUUGUUUUUGCAUAAUACUGAUAUCUGUGGGACUGCUGGCACAAGCACUGAUGGCAGUGGAAAGGGUCUAAUUUGUGUUUAUCCUGAUACAUACAUGAUCUUUAAUCUUGUAUCAUUACUUUUUUUUGUGGACAAAGACCUACCUACGCACAUUAAUGGUUCACACACAUAAAUUCUGUUUGUCCCUUUUCCUCAAAUAAUGCAUGUACAUUAAAUUCACCAACUGUAAGCUGGCUACAAAUAUUUAAACUUUUUUUUUUUUAAAUUUCAUGAUCAAACACUUGUUAAGAGUAAAAGCAUUGAAAGAAAGUUUGUUUUUUGAAAGGAAGUCUAUGUUUCCAGCAUAUUUUUUGUGUUUAUUUUACAAAAUAUAAAGACUUUUAAAAAUAAAGUUGACUAAAAGGUUACUUUUUUAUAUUUGAAUUAGAUUGUAGUAAAUAAGGGUUCUUACAGAAUUGGAAGCUGAAAUGAGAUAAAAUUAUGUGCAUGCAUGCAUGCUUGCAUACUUUAAAAGAUAAAAAUACAUUGGGAUCUAUGUAUAUAUAUGGUUUCUCAUUGAGAUCAUUUUUUCAGUUAGGUAAUUUCCUCUUUCAUGAUGCCGAUCAGAGCAUAAAUUUUAACUUUAUCACUGAUUAUGAAAGUUUGAAUAAAUAGUGUCCUUAAAGUAUAUUUUACAGAAAAAGUGGGUGAACAAGCAGUCUUAUCCCAGCUAAUACAAGAGUUAAUUCAUUUUAGUUUGCAUGUCCAUGAAUUACUUUCCCAGUUCAUGUGACAAAAUAAUUUGUUUCAUUUUCUGUGGAAUAUCAGAUUCAAAUGCAAAAUGAUUUACAAAGCCAAAUGACAUAACUAUGGAAAAUUAAUCAUUGUUACCAGGGAAGGCAGUGGACUUUAAAUGCUAAACAAAGAGCUAACAACUUUUGCUCUUAACAAAGCUAUUAAAGAUGUUGAAUUUAUUGGUUGCUAGGCCUGACUAUACUGAUAUACUGACUAUACUAUACUAGACUAUACUGAUCGAUGUCAGUAUUCUUUUAAAAAAGAAUUUUCCUUAUAUUUAGGUGGGGUUUUUGUUACAUUUAGCCAUCAACAAAUGCUAGUUUAACAACAAUGGAUUGAAGAGGGUUGCACACUGCAUCACGAAUGAGAUGUUUCACCCAACAUAUUCAUGCUGGCUUUUAGUCAAUACUGGCUUUGAUUAGAUCCUUCACUUUUCCUUAGAAAAUGUAAACUGCAAGUGGACUAGAACAAUUGCUUUCUAAACAUUUCUGAUAAUUGAAGUGUUAGACAUGGUCAAUAGGAUUUUGAAGUAAUAUGAUAUUGGGAAGACUGGAAAAGUGCACUGUAAUUUGGUGGCAGAGGGAUUUGGCUAAAAGAAACUUGUUAGACAUUUGAUUAGAAUUUAUAAACAUGAAGGAGAGAUGAUUUUAUAAAACCAUUUUAUUGAAACUGCUGUUUUGGCUGUUGUCACAAAGGAAAGCUUGUUGAGUUAUUGUUAAAAUGUACUGCUACAUUUUGUUUGAUUCCAGCAUUGAUUAGGAAAGUGCAGGUACAUUUAAUUUUGCUCUUGGUAGUACCAUCUAAAAAUGCUGUAGACAUUAAUAAAUAUAGGAAGAAUGGGCUGCAGCCUUUAGCUGAUUUGUCUGCUGCUAGUGUGACUGCUGUUGUAUUUUUUUCAUUUUAUCAUAAUGUACAAUUAUUCACAUCAUACAGUUUAUCUGCAUACAUUUAAAUGUAUGGUGGUGGUAAUGCUGGCACUCAUCAUCAAUGCUGUGUUUUCUUUUUAAAGCUUGACGUUAUCAAUCUAUGAUCUUUGUGUUCUGAGUUUUUAUGAAGGAAUCUGUGCAGUUUACAGAUACUGUAUGUAAUAGGUGUUGUGAGCAUGUGUUGCAUGCUUUGGUGUGAUUUUGCUCAGUGUUUUUAUCUUAUGUCAGUUGUAGUUUAAUUUGCUGAUGGUGUUUGUAGGAGAGAUCUUAUCUCUUUACCUGUUCAUCUUUUUAUAUAUUGGAAUGUUUGAGGUGUAGAUUAUGCUGCUGUUGCAAUGUAAACAUUUUCUGAUAAUGUUACCAGAGUGGUUUUUUUUAUGAUAAGAAUUCUAUACUGAGGGAUGUUUUUUUUUGUGUGUGUGCUUGUGUAUGCUAGUCUCAAAACAAAAUGGUGGUGUUUUUUUUAACAGAUAUAAAAAGUUUCAGGCUUUUAUACAUAUUUUAAUUUUUUGUUUGAUAAAGCCUUUGUUUAUUCUCCUUACAUACCUAGACCUUACUUGGGCACUGCUACUACCUCCACUAAGAAAAUAAAUUCUUGGUUUUCAGGUCUAGAUGCACAACACAUCACAAGGUACAAGCAAUGAUUAACUCAAAGAAGUCUAUAAACUGAACAUUUUUUGUGAGCGUAUUAGCUGACAACCUUACAUUAACCACCCUGGUAGAGCCUAGUGAUGUGUUGUGCACCUAGCCCCAGGACAGCGAGAACAGCAGUGCGAACAUUCUCUUAUUAUUCAGAUCAACAGAUUUUCACUUACUCUUCCAGGCAGAUAAUAGGUACACUUUUAGAUUUUAAUUUAAGUUGAAAUCUUUCCAGAUGACUGGUUUCAGAUUGUUACAGUGAGAUUUUUCUCUCCAAAAGUGUAUUAACUAUGCCAUUCAGUUUGCAAGAUCCUGGCUUUUCAAUGUUGAAACACUUUCUACACAGAAAGGAGUUUUCAGGUUAAAAACUGGUAUUCUGUUGAGCAGUGACAAGUUGAGUAUGGCCAAUGUAUUCAGUCAACAGAAAACCAAUUAUAAUUAUAUAUAAUGUAACAACUUUCAGUUUCAUAGAGAAGAAAUUAUUAAAACAACAAUGCUAGGAUUAUAAAGACAGUGACAAAAUUUUCUGUCCCAAGUAGUUUUUAAUCAGUGCUUUUGUAGCCACUAGGACUAGAAUGCAAAUUAAUGCUAUCAGAUCUGAAAACCAUACGCACAAAUCUGGAAUACAUAUGACUUUAACAUGUGUAAAUUCUAUUUAAUAUCUCCUGAUAUUUUUAGUACAAGAAGGUAUAUUGACUGCUGUAAAUGAUCUCAGCUUCACACAUUUGCAUCAAAGACCCUUUUUACUUACUUUAGAUGUGAUACCUGAACUUGGCACAUUAAGAUGAAGAACUUGUUUAAUUACUAGGAAAAUCAAAAGCCAAUCAAUACAUAAUAACUAUGUUGACUUCACCUAUGUUUGUAUUUAAAACUGCAUUGUAUUAUUAUAUCUUGGUAGCGGAAUGUGGAAUUGUAUUUUCUUUCUUUCACAUUCUCUCCAACUGUUGACUGUUGGGCACUUAAAUGAUAGCAUUGGUUUAAUUAUUUUUUGGUAUAUUUAUAUUGAUCAUCUUUGUAAUUAGUAUAACUAUUUAUAUUGAAUGUAUCCACAAUAGUGAAAUUUAAUGUCUCAAUUCAACAGCUUUCAGGUGGUCAGGGUUGUGAAUGGUCACAGAGUGCUGAUGAUAAUAUAUGCAGCUCCAGGUUCGGUAUAAAGAUUGUGCUAGAUGAAUUGCAUACAGCAUUAAAAAAAAGAGCAUGUAAAACAGCAUGAUUGACAGUCAUAGAAUGACAGCUUGAUUAAAAUGUGUUAGUGAUAUAUUUAUAGAUUAAUUUAGAUUUUCCUGAUUGUUAGUUCAUCUGCAUUUCUUUUGUAUGUUUGAAUAAAUGGUUUCACUUCAAAAAAA
Molecule: messenger RNA, 7258 nt
Organism: Pomacea canaliculata
Lineage: Eukaryota; Metazoa; Mollusca; Gastropoda; Architaenioglossa; Ampullariidae
Product: transmembrane protein 35A-like
Exons: 4
Coding region: 36-509 (157 amino acids)
Biological process (GO): positive regulation of protein localization to cell surface; chaperone-mediated protein complex assembly
Cellular component (GO): endoplasmic reticulum
Source: RefSeq, a predicted model, not a curated record